Molecule: messenger RNA, 7026 nt
Organism: Symsagittifera roscoffensis
Lineage: Eukaryota; Metazoa; Xenacoelomorpha; Acoela; Convolutidae
Exons: 2
Coding region: 221-6916 (2231 amino acids)
Biological process (GO): aggrephagy; mitophagy; endosome organization
Cellular component (GO): amphisome; aggresome
Molecular function (GO): K63-linked polyubiquitin modification-dependent protein binding; protein kinase C binding; zinc ion binding
Source: RefSeq, a predicted model, not a curated record
ACAAUAAGAAUGUUUAAUAUUAAUUUUAGAUUUAUUUAGUCUGCAUUUGAUAUUAAACAUGACUAUCAAAAAUCUUUCUUUCAAAUCAUAGUUCGAAGUUACAAAACCUAAUUCAAUCUGGCUAUCCCUGGAUCUACGCGAGUGUUCAUCAAGGUUGAAUUUUGGCCGCGAAAAAGAAAAACACGUCCGACGCUUCAAACAAAAUUGGAACGAAUCAAAAAUGAAUUUCACCAAUAAAGAACAGUAUCUUGAGCAUGGCAAAUUACUCUUUGACAAGCUGGGUAUCGCAAUUUUGAGUCCUCGUUGUAUGCCAUCUGUCCCCGAUCGCCAUAUUGAUGAUGAUGAAUAUUUAUCUGAUAUAUUUACAGACCUCGAUGAAUUCAAAUCAAAUAAAGAUAUUUUUAAAAUCCUCGAGGAUAAGAAGAAAAGCUAUAUCCUGUCUUUAUGCGAAGUUAAUAUCAGUCACAAGCAGUUGCAAAUGUGGAAUCCGCAGCACUCACCUGAAGAUUGUGCUCAAACAGCAAAUAUACCAAACUGUUCCCUUGAACACAGAGGAAAGGUUGAAGCCAGAAACGAUUUCAUUGUGUUCGGUGAGGAUUUUAUUGUUUUGAUACAAGUAGUCAACAGAAAAGCCCCCAAUUACGAUGCGACCACUUUUCCAGAAAAAAUUAGAACAAAAGAACUCGAUCAGUUCAAAACUGUUCAGCUAAUUCAAAGUCUCGAAAAAGUUUGUUUGCAAGACAAAACGAAAGAGAGGGAUAUUAGAGUAUUUAGGUUCUUUGCUUACCCGAAAGAAAAUGAACCUCAGUGUGUCAAGCUUAUAUCUUCCUCGGCAGCCUCCGUUGAAUCUGCAGAAAACCGAGAGCAUUCUUGUAACGAGCACUGCAUUCCUGUUAUCGUGAAGGAGGACUGGCACAAUAUAGAGCAUUGGUGGGAGCAAAAUAUUGUUGCCACUGAAGUGAAACCCUUCUGCAUCGUAAAAAGCAAUGUUAUACCUGUUAUACAUGUCAUGCUUGCAAUUCGUACUGUGAAAGACGAGAACUUAGGUACAUACGACAUCAUGGCGAGUCAUCAUUUCAGCAUAACUAAUGUUGAGCCUCAAAAGCCAGCUAAGCGAGUAAAUUUGAAAAAACAGUCUCCGGAUGAAUCGUAUUAUGAUACACUGCCUCGGAAAAAAGGCAGAGUUUUCAGGCCCACACGUCACGAGGGGCAGUUCAAAUACGAACAUUUUCGGUUUAUAGAUAGGAACAGUUUUGCCAAAUACUUCGAGACAGAAAUAAAGCUGGAAAAAAUAACUGAAUACUUUGAAGUUGGUGAAAAAUUUUUUGGAGCAUUUCGAAUGAACGAUGGCUUUGCGGAGAUGUUCCCAAGUUGUCCCAAACAGCAGUACAUCGACUUAUAUUCAGAGGACGAGCGUUCAAAAGCAGCCACCUCUUCCAACAUUGUCACUGAUCAUCAAAAACAACAAGAUUACGAAGCGGAAGUGUUAGUAUUCCGAGCACUUGAACGAAUUCAAGCUGAACAAAUAACUGUGCUCCACGGUGCAAAGUACACUCACUAUCAAUACAGGAUGUUUUGUCAACAUUCUCCAAAAGGAUGCCAUGGUUGUAAAAAGAGCAGACUUCACGCCGAUGAAGGUGAAAACGACUUUGUGAUAUUUGGACCCAACUACAUCGUGCUAAUCGAAGUCAAAAACGCUUUUUGCGAAAUUUCAGAUCGUAAUUCAGUCAAAAAGUUUGUACAAUCGGCAGCAAAGCAACAAGAUAGAGUGGUUGAAAUAAUCAAAGGAAUCAUAGCAAACAACUGGGAAUUUGAUGAUGUAACGCCUCUGCAGCAUAGCGAUAUUCCCUUAAAGGUGCUUCGUUUUGUGGCAUUUCCGGGAAGCACCACAAGACCAGACCUUGUUGACUGUGGCGUUGAAAAUGACAUAAAGGACAUAAUUGCAACUGAUUUGGAAAACUUUGCUAGCUGGUGGAAACUAAAUGUAAGGAAACAAGUCAAUGAAAUGGAUUUGCAGUUUCAAAAUCACAUCGAAAUUGUGAGAAACGUUUUCUUGUCACUGUGGGCGGUAGCAAACAAUCAAAUCAUUGAUAGCUCAAAGCUUGGCUUGUAUAACGAAGUUUUUGAAACCGACAAAAAACUCAAAGAAAGUGAAAUAACUUUUGAGGGAAAACGAACAGACUCAACAAACCCCAAUGUUUUUAAAACUUCCAAAAUGCCCCUUAAAACAUCCGAAAAAGAUGAAAUCGAUGUCGUCGCAAAGAAAAUUUUCCACGAUGUCCUUGGCAUUAGAUAUAUAACCAAAGAGCAGCUAAACGCUUACGAAAAUGAGUCAGAGCACAUCAUAAUCACUGGUUGCACCGGAUCUGGAAAAAGUUGCAUUUUGCUGGCGAGGUUUUUUCGUCACAUUCUGGAAGACCUUAAUUCGAAGUUCAUUCUUGUAGUUUUUAACCAAAAACGGCUAACUGAUUAUGAAGCACUUUUGAAAAAGAUUGGCAUCGACUGUGUAAACGUUAUGAUAGAAUUAUUCGACCCAAGAUUAUGGCAAGGAAGAGUGAUUGUUGUUCAUUGCAGUUCAAACUUAAACGAUUUGCAAAGCAGUCAGUUGGUCGAAAUUUUGAUCAGCGGAGCUGUUGUAUACAUUGAUGAUGCACAUGCAUCCUACAUCGACUUCUCGUUGUUCCCUUGCGCAUGUUUAACAUUCGACUUCAACCAAAGUUUUCUAAAACGAGAUCAAAUGCAACCUUGGGAAUCCCUUCACGUAUUUCAUGUGAUGCAGCUGAGCCGCAACUUGCGCAGCACGAGCUGCAUAGCAUCCACCCUUACAAGCUUGUCUAAAUUCAUGGAAUCAAAAGAGGCCACACAGUCCCUGCAACUCAAAAACGAGCCACUAUAUUCCACAUAUCAUCCGAUCCCUGGUCACUUGAUUCAGGGACCACAAUUGUUCAUUGAAGUUUGCCAUGCAUCAAUUCGGGAACCCCACUUCAGAGACACAAUCGAAUCAUUGUUGCCAACAAUUCAAUAUUCGACGAAAUCUUUGUUCACUUCUGGAUUUGUUGUCCUAGACACAAACGACAGCUGGUUUCUCAAAAACAUUAGACACGUUUUGCGAACCUUUUUUGUGCGAGAUAACAUCGUAUACGCCGAACCAGGAAAACAGAAUAUCUGUUCAUUGGAGUUUCCUGUUUGUUAUAUUUUCUAUCAGUUCGUCGGAAUUGACGACAAUUCGCUACGAUUACUAUUCAAUGCUAUGUCUCGAGCGAGAGCCUAUUGUCAUGUUCUGAUUUAUCCUGAUGAAAAAAAUGACAGAAUAUACGAUGAACUGGAAGAAUUUUUGCAGGUCUUUAAAAACAACAAAGUAAAACUGUGCUGUGCAAACGAAAUAGAUCAAAACCUACAAAACAGUGCUGCCGAUAUAUCAUCAUUUAAAAAAUCAACUUUACUGAGACAACGUUUGGAAAUCUUUCGACUGGGCUUGGAAAUUGAUUGCUUUAAGCGAGACGGCUUUGCCAUUAUGAUGCCAGCAUGUCCAAAAAUAGCAAAACUGAAUUCUCCCGGAGCCGAAAACAUUAUCGAAGACUACCAAAUAGAAGUGACAAUCUACAGAGCAUUGGAACAGCUUAAGUAUCGAAAUCUCUCAGAUGGAGUCACACGCCUUCCUAAUGUAGAUCGUCUCACAGUUUUCCAAGGUUUAAAGAUCUCGCACCAUCAAUACAAGCUGUGGAGGUCACUUGAUAACAAUAAAGAAAAUAGUUCUUCGAAAUCUGACAACCAUAAGUGGGACGCUGACCCGUUGACUUCUUACGUAGACGAGCACGACUUUGUAGUAAUUGGAUCAAACUUCAUUGUGCUCAUUGAGAUUAAAAAGGUAUCAUCAGAUUUAUCGAAAUUUCUCGAGGCUGCGACAAAAAAGCAAGACCAGCUACUGUCUGUAAUUAAAGAGAUUUCGAGUGAGUCUUUCCAGAUACACGAUUUAGAAGAAACUGAGGACCCGUGGUUUUUCAGGCUCGAAAACGAAGAUCGUUUGCGACACAAUUCUUUUCCAUACAGAGUUUUCAGAUGCGUCGCGAUUUCCAACAUGACAGAAAUUCACAAAGAAGCACCCAGUUUCAAUAAAUCAUGCUUCAGCAACCUGAGAGAUGACCAGUCUCUAAGCAUUGGUUUGUUGAAAAGUAGCAAUGGCUGCUACGAUUUUCCAAACUCGGACAAUCAUAGGAACUUCGACAACUGGUGGAAACAGAACAUAGAAGCAGUUUAUUGCAGUGAUCAUGCAGUGACGCUGCAAGGAAACCUUUUCAGGGUUCAAGUUGCUCUCAGUGCUAUGCUUUCUACUAAUGAAAGUGGAAACAGAAAUUUCGAUAGCUGUAUGUCGGAGAUAGAAAAAUCACUUCAAGAGGGCAAAAUUUCUUUCGAAAACAGAAUCAGUGAAGCAAACCGAGCUAGUGUUGAAUCGUCUGAAAUCCUCCGCUCAGCGGAAGUGAUUGACAAAAAUAUUUUCAGCCAUUUUUUAGGUUAUAGCUAUUUGACACUUGAACAGAGGUGUGCUUACGAAAAAGAGUCUGAGAGCCUUGUCAUUACUGGAUGUGCAGGAUCUGGAAAGAGUGCUAUUUUAAUAGCAAGACUUAUACGUGAUAUACUGACAACAAACAAAAAAGGAUUUCUGCUCCUGGUUUUCAGUGCUAAGAAAGUCGCAGAGUACAAAAAAGUAUUUGCUGAUGCUAGUAUUGAAACGUUCGAUGCAUCGGAGAAACUCUUUUGCGAUGCAAAUCUUUCUCGAGGCACCAGGUUAGGCAUUUACUACUGCAAUCACAUGAUCACAGAUGAUACAGCGGAACACUUAAAAACGUUAAUGAGUGAAAUGAUUGUGUAUGUUGACGAUGCGCACGCUUCCAUGUCGAGCAUCAAUUUUUUUUCUUUCCACUGCGCUUGCAUCGCGUUCGAUGUUUUCCAAUGUAAUUUGCCAUCCCAGCAAUUGAAUUGUUGGGAUCAAACAUACAACUGUGAUAUCGUUUCUUUGAAAUACAAUUACCGCAGCACGUCAAAUGUUGUGUACAACUUGCAGAGACUUUACGAGUUUAUACAGAAAGAAAAUGAUGAUGAGCUGAGUUUCACGAAAGACUCGCUAUUCAUUCCGCAUUAUCCUCUACCUGGUCAUUUCAUUCAUGGACCACAAACAAUUGUCGAUAUAUGCUAUGAGUCUUUGUUUGAUGACGAAGACUACCAGUUUCGUGUUUUUGAUCUCAUCCACUAUAAACUGUUAUCAUUGCUACGUGACAGUCAACAACCUUUGUUUUUCCACCGUUUUUUUCUGGAUAUUGACGAAAAACAUUGUCUUCUUAAAAAUUUACUUGGAUUAUCCUCAAAACGAUUAUUUGAUGACAAUGAGUGCAUCAUGAUCCACCCAUUGGAGGCAGAUCUUUACUCUAAUGAGUUCAGUGCGUGUAUAAUCUUGAUAAAUAUUUCCGACUUAGACAGAAAAAAACUCCGCCUACUCUACAAUGUCAUGUCAAGGAGCAGAGUGUUCUGUUAUAUCAUUCUGUUUCAUGACACAUCACUCAUAUCUGAAGUCAGCCUGGACAACUUUUUGGGGAUUUUCGACAACGCGAAGAUAACCCAUUAUGACUUAAUCAAAAGAAAAAAAUCAGGAGAAAAAACGCGAGUUUUUGAAGCCAAUACAUCUGUGAAAAUCAACACAGAUCAAGCACUUGACCAAACUGAUUACCAGUCAAAAGCAUCAGAAAGUAAUGACACUAAAAUUGAAAACAAUACUUCUCUGAAAACCAACACAGAUCAAGCAGUUGACCAAACUGAUUGCCAGUCAAAAUCAUCAGAAAGUGAUUACCCUAAAAUUGAAAACAAUAAUUCUCUGAAAACCAACACAGAUCAAGCACUUGACCAAACUGAUUACCAGUCAAAAGCAUCAAAAAGUAAUGACACUAAAAUUGAAAACAAUACUUCUCUGAAAACCAACACAGAUCAAGCACUUGACCAAACUGAUUACCAGCCAAAAGCAUCAGAAAGUAAUGACACUAAAAUUGAAAACAAUACUUCUCUGAAAAUCAAAACAGAUCAAGCAGUUGACCAAACUGAUUGCCAGUCAAAAUCAUCAGAAAGUGAUUACCCUAAAAUUGAAAACAAUACUUCUCUGAAAACCAACACAGAUCAAGCACUUGACCAAACUGAUUACCAGUCAAAAGCAUCAAAAAGUAAUGACCCUAAAUUUGAACACAAUACAUCUCUGAAAACCAGCACAGAUCAAGUAGAUGACAGGAAAGCUGAUAGAUUCAAAGCAAACGUUGAAUUGUUAUCUGAAAAGGCAGACUCUUCUGGUCAGUUCGUGUAUAUACCUCUUGAUGACUCUCCUUAUUCUCUGUCCGCAAAUGGACAAUUUAAAGAAACACAUUCCUCUGCGUCUAGAGCUGUCAAAGGUGUUUACAGAGUUAAUAUCAGACAGCUUCAGCUAAAGAAUGUGCAAAACGGAAUUUUUCCGCAGCUGAAAAGUUGGCUCUUAGUCUUAUUUCCGCAUCUAGCAUCUAGUGGAACUGAUUUAAGUGUGCGAUGGAGAGAUUCUGACGGUGAUAAAAUUCCGUUUUCAUCAGAUCAAGAGCUGCAAGAUGCGCUGAACCAAUCUGCAGUGGGAGGUUUUUUGGUCUUCGUGGAGCAUUUAAAGCCUUUGGACCUAUUGAAUUCCUUGCAGCCAUCAGUUUCAGACGAUCCCGUCGUUUGUAAUUCAAAUACCCCUCCUGACAUGGGCAUGCUUCAUCCUGUACACGCGGAAGUUCAAUGCGACAAUUGCCACCGUUGUCCUAUUUUUGGCACACGGUACAAAUGUAAAACUUGUGAUGAUUUUGAUCUUUGUCACUCAUGCAUGUUAAAAGGAACUCAUAACCCGAAUCACAAAUUUUGGAAGCUUUAAUUCCUUCUGAGCGAUGUGUGAUCGGCAACAAAUCUCAAAGAUGAGAUGUAGAGCUUCUAGUUCUUUUGACCCUUGCGACAAGCAAGAAUAUUGUAAUCGGAAACUAGACA